This is a messenger RNA of Centrocercus urophasianus (Greater sage-grouse), 4617 nucleotides long. It is a transcript of the gene SMARCA1, whose product is annotated as SWI/SNF related, matrix associated, actin dependent regulator of chromatin, subfamily a, member 1. Gene Ontology annotation, molecular function: ATP binding; DNA binding; ATP hydrolysis activity. Gene Ontology annotation, cellular component: nucleus; chromatin. Bases 26 to 3121 code for a protein of 1031 amino acids. The record is from RefSeq and is a predicted model, not a curated record. Gene Ontology annotation, biological process: regulation of transcription by RNA polymerase II; nucleosome organization. Lineage: Eukaryota; Metazoa; Chordata; Aves; Galliformes; Phasianidae. The transcript is spliced from 24 exons.
UCUUCCCGCCCCCGCCGCGCACAAAAUGGAGCAGGGAGCCGUGGCUGCCUCUGCCCGCUUGGAUGGCGAAGUGCCCUCCACCUCCGCGGCCUCCGCGCAGGAGCCUGGCGCCGAGGAGAAAAAUGAUCCUCCAUUUCAACUCAAGCUUCCUCCUAAGGCAGCCAGGCCUGAAAAAGAGAUUGACCCAGAAUAUGAAGAGAAGAUGAAAGCAGAUCGUGCAAAAAGAUUUGAAUUCCUCCUGAAGCAGACAGAACUCUUCGCUCAUUUUAUCCAGCCUGCAGCACAAAAGUCACCAACAUCUCCACUGAAAGUCAAGCUGGGACGUCCGCGGAUAAAGAAGGAUGAAAAGCAGAGUUUGAUCUCAGCUGGGGAUUAUCGUCACAGGCGCACAGAACAGGAAGAAGAUGAAGAACUGUUAUCAGAAAGUCGAAAAACAUCGAACGUGUGCAUUCGAUUUGAGGAGUCUCCUUCAUAUGUGAAAGGAGGAACGCUAAGAGAUUAUCAAGUCAGAGGUCUGAACUGGAUGAUCUCACUGUAUGAAAAUGGCGUUAAUGGCAUUCUGGCAGAUGAAAUGGGUCUUGGUAAGACUCUGCAAACAAUAGCAUUGUUGGGCUAUCUGAAGCAUUAUCGAAACAUUCCCGGGCCACAUAUGGUCCUGGUUCCAAAAUCAACUCUGCACAACUGGAUGAAUGAAUUUAAACGCUGGGUUCCUUCAUUACGUGCCGUUUGCCUUAUUGGAGAUAAAGAUGCCAGGGCUGCUUUUAUCCGCGAUGUUAUGAUGCCUGGUGAGUGGGAUGUUUGUGUUACAUCAUAUGAGAUGGUCAUUAAAGAGAAAUCAGUCUUCAAAAAAUUUAACUGGAGGUACCUCGUAAUUGAUGAAGCACACAGAAUAAAGAAUGAGAAGUCUAAGCUGUCAGAGAUUGUCCGGGAGUUCAAGACAACAAACAGAUUGCUGCUUACAGGGACUCCUUUACAGAAUAACCUCCAUGAACUGUGGGCAUUGCUUAAUUUUCUUCUACCUGAUGUCUUUAAUUCUGCAGAUGAUUUUGACUCAUGGUUUGAUACCAAAAAUUGUCUUGGUGAUCAGAAACUUGUAGAAAGACUUCAUGCUGUUUUGAAGCCAUUUUUAUUGCGUCGCAUAAAGGCUGAAGUUGAAAAGAGUUUGCCUCCAAAGAAAGAAGUAAAAAUUUAUCUUGGACUCAGCAAAAUGCAGAGGGAAUGGUAUACAAGGAUCUUGAUGAAAGAUAUUGAUAUCCUAAAUUCAGCUGGGAAAAUGGAUAAGAUGCGUCUGCUGAACAUUCUGAUGCAGUUACGGAAAUGCUGUAACCAUCCGUACCUGUUUGAUGGUGCUGAGCCCGGCCCUCCUUACACCACUGACACACAUCUCAUCACUAACAGUGGUAAAAUGUUAGUUCUGGAUAAACUGCUGGCAAAACUCAGAGAGCAAGGCUCCAGAGUGCUGCUUUUCAGUCAGAUGACCCGUUUAUUGGAUAUUUUGGAAGACUAUUGCAUGUGGCGUGGGUACGAGUACUGCCGACUCGAUGGGCAGACGCCACAUGAAGAAAGAGAGGAAGCAAUAGAUACCUUCAAUGCUCCCAACAGCAGUAAAUUCAUUUUCAUGUUGAGUACCAGAGCUGGGGGUCUAGGAAUUAAUUUGGCAACUGCUGAUGUGGUUAUCUUGUAUGAUUCAGAUUGGAACCCUCAAGUAGAUCUGCAAGCCAUGGAUCGUGCGCAUCGUAUUGGUCAAAAGAAACCAGUACGGGUGUUCCGCCUUAUCACUGAUAAUACUGUUGAAGAGAGGAUUGUAGAAAGAGCUGAAAUAAAACUGAGGCUGGACUCUAUAGUUAUACAACAAGGGAGGCUCAUAGACCAGCAGUCUAACAAAUUGGCAAAAGAUGAAAUGCUGCAAAUGAUCCGGCAUGGAGCCACUCAUGUCUUUGCUUCCAAAGACAGUGAGCUGACAGAAGAAGACAUAACCACUAUUUUAGAAAGAGGAGAAAAGAAGACAGCUGAAAUGAAUGAACGACUGCAGAAAAUGGGGGAGAGCUCUUUAAGAAAUUUCACUAUGGACACAGAGAUGAGCUUAUACAACUUUGAAGGUGAAGAUUAUAGAGAAAAACAAAAGCUGAGCAUGAUGGAAUGGAUAGAGCCUCCUAAACGAGAACGCAAAGCUAAUUACGCAGUUGAUGCGUAUUUCAGAGAAGCCCUGCGUGUUAGUGAACCCAAAGUCCCAAAGGCUCCACGACCUCCAAAACAGCCAAAUAUUCAGGAUUUCCAGUUUUUCCCACCGCGGUUAUUUGAACUUCUGGAAAAAGAAAUUCUGUAUUAUCGUAAGACGAUAGGGUAUAAGGUUCCCAGGAAUCCUGACCUCCCCAAUGCAGCUCAGGUGCAAAAAGAAGAACAAAAGAAGAUAGAUGAGUCUAUGCCUCUGAAUCCUGAAGAAACUGAAGAGAAAGAGAAACUACUAACGCAGGGUUUUACAAACUGGAAUAAGAGGGAUUUUAAUCAGUUUAUUAAAGCUAAUGAGAAAUAUGGCCGUGAUGAUAUAGAUAAUAUUGCCCGUGAGGUGGAGGGAAAAUCGCCUGAGGAGGUCAUUGAGUACUCAGCUGUUUUCUGGGAACGUUGCAAUGAACUGCAGGACAUUGAGAGAAUUAUGGCUCAAAUUGAACGAGGAGAGGCAAGAAUUCAACGGAGGAUCAGUAUCAAGAAAGCCCUUGAUGCCAAAAUCGCGAGGUAUAAAGCACCUUUUCAUCAGUUGCGUAUUCAGUAUGGAACAAACAAAGGGAAAAAUUACACAGAGGAGGAAGACAGAUUUUUGAUCUGCAUGUUGCACAAGAUGGGCUUUGACAAAGAAAAUGUGUAUGAGGAAUUAAGGCAGUGUGUGCGCAACGCUCCUCAGUUCAGAUUUGACUGGUUCAUCAAAUCCAGAACAGCAAUGGAGUUUCAGAGACGCUGCAAUACUCUCAUAUCUUUAAUAGAGAAAGAAAACAUGGAAAUUGAGGAAAAAGAAAGAGCUGAAAAGAAGAAAAGAGGAGCGAAAGUCACAUCGUCACAAAAGAGAAAAGCAGACCUGGCUGCUGAAAACUCUGGAAAGAAAGAUGCUAAGAAAGUUAAAUCGUGAACUUGGAAAACAAAUUCAGAAUAUAAAGCUGUCUCUUUCUUCUCUUCAUCUACAAGUAUUAAUUGCCAACUUCUCUGUAUUCAUGGUACCCACCCACAAAUCCCUUGGCUUAAUUUUGCAAUUUUGUAUAUUUUACAAUGUCAUUCUUUACCUAGAAUGUGUAGCUUUAUAUUUUAUGCAUUCCAGUAUUUUUGUGUAUUGUAUUUUGUGAAAUCAUGUCUUCAGCAAAAGUCACUCAGUCCUUGUUUUUUUUUUAAGCUUGUGCUGAGGUUUUAGCUUUUAUAUGUUUUAUAUGCUGCUGCUUUGAAAGAAGAACUAGAUUCUAUAGCUGUAUUAUUGUUGUUUCAUAUUUUAAAUUUAUAUGGCUGUGGGAAAAUAAAAUUAUUUGAACAGAAACAUACUUCAUCUUCGUUUUCCCUCCCCUCUUUUCUGCAUAGCCUCAUUUAAAGUGAAUGUUAAGGUUUGUAUAAUUGUGCCUUCAUCAUCAAUCAGAUUUUUUUUUUUUUUUUUUUUUUGGAGUAUAUAGACAGCAUCAGGAGCAUGACAAAACAAAAUCUAAUGAAGCUGAUGUCAUUGUUUGGUGUCAGAAUCAGAUGGGUGUUUUUCUCAGAAGUACUCCGAAGGAAAUGCUGCAGAUAAGUUUUUCUGUUUUCCUAGUCACUGGUUUCUAUUAGGCUGCAUGUGUGCUUAAGCACAGGGUGAAGUGUUUCCUGGAAUGACCUCCAGAUCAAACCUUUUCUAUGCCUCAUGAAUGGAAGUGUACAACUAGUAGCUUCGUUAAGUAGCAAACAAAACUCCUCUCUUGGUUGGUAGGCUGCUCAGAUAUGAUGCCUUGUGCUAGAUGACCUGUUGCUGUAAUUAGCUCUUAAUUCUUUCUCCUUUCACCUUUGAUUCAGCACGUCAGUCAGAAGCAAUGGGGAUAUGCUAUGGAGUGCUCCUUUUUAGUAUUUCCAUUUUAAUGAGGGGAUGAAAGUGUUGGAUGUACCUUUUCUUUGUGAGAAUGGCCUUUAUUAAGCAGGUUCAUAGUUUCUGCUCACCUUGGAGUCUCUGCCUUUCUCAGAUAAGUAGAACAGUGACUGUGACAUCUAAUGUUUUACUUUAAUCUUCUGUCUCUGAUCUGGUGUUUAGUAUGGACCUUGCCACAGCAACACAUGACCUUAUAAUGUCAAGUCUAGAUUAAUGCAGUGUGCUUUACAUGGUACCUUCCUUGAAGAUGUGUAAGUUUCUUCUAGUGCAGUUUGCUUCCUUCGUGAGUUGUUUGAGAUGAUAAUGUUGCCUUGUAUUUCAUGCUUUUGUUGGCUACUUUCUUCUGAAUUUUGUAAAACUUAAGCUUUAAUAAAAACUUACUGAGUUCUAGGACAGAGUUCUGUCCACAUUUUUGUGUUAAUUAAAAUCUGCUGGAAUGUGUCUGAGGCUUUCUGGGAUUAAUGUCUGUACACUUGAUGAACGAUUACCAGUCUUUCCUGAUGGUCUGCGUAGAAGGUUUUGUACGAAAA